Messenger RNA from Paramuricea clavata, 4813 nucleotides. The record is from the annotation of a GenBank genome assembly. NCBI's taxonomy places the organism in Eukaryota, Metazoa, Cnidaria, Anthozoa, Malacalcyonacea, Plexauridae.
AUGCUUCAUAUUAGUAUUAAACAGGUACUAGAAACAAAAUAUCAUGCAGUAAUUAACCCAUUGAAUACAUGGCAGCACUCUCCCCUUGACAAGUAACAUUGUCUGCCAUUUAACCAAGUAAAAUGAUAAAGUACAGCACAAUGCAACAUAAUGGCUGAGGAAUUGAAAUACACCCUUCCGGAAAGUAUGUCACUUUGGCUAUAGAGCCUCAUUUUCGUGUAUGACAUCAGUUAAAGUCCACGUCUCAAUCAUGAAAACGAUGCUCUAUAGCCAAGGUGACGCACUUUCCGGAAGCGUGUAUUGAAGUUGACUUUUAAUUUGUGCACUUAUUACCAUAGUGUUGAAAUACCUACAGUAUACAGGACUGAUACAAUGUGUGAUGUAUUUGCAGGUUGUCAUGUGUAAGUUUCAUGCAGUAUUUCUCACAGAUAAUGGCAAUGUCUGGACAUGUGGUCAUGGGCUGGGGGGUCGUCUUGGACAUGGAGAUGAAAAAACUAUCUUAGUAAGUCAACUCUACUUAGUUUAAUAUUGAACCUCAUAAAGUGAAGUUAUUAUAAAUUGUUUUUUAUUUCUGUACAUUAAAGGUUCCAAAGAAAAUUGAUGCCCUAACUGGUCAAGUUUGUACUGGUAUAGCAGCCGGCCAAGACCACACUGUCGUUCUGUGCAAAAAGUAUGGGAAACCCUCCCUCUUUCAGAAUAUUUUGUAUACUAAAUAAAUGUGUAUAAUUGUAAGAAAUGUACAUGAUUUUAUUGUCAGUAUUCUGUUCUGUAGUGGUAAUGUGUUUACUUUUGGUCUCAACAAAUAUCAUCAAAUGGGACACCAUCGUCCUGCUGCACAAUAUUUAACACCAAAACUGGUAAGUUACCAUGCCAGGCUUGUCUGCUGAAACUGUUUUACCCAUUCUAUACCUUUCCAAAUGGCAGAACACCCUUUUCAAAUGGCAAAACACCCUUUUCAAAUGGCAAAACACCCUUUUCAAAUGGCAAAACACCCUUUUCAAAUGGCAGAACACCCUUUUCAAAUGGCAAAACACCCUUUUCAAAUGGCAAAACAUCCUUUUCAAAUGGCAAAACAUCCUUUUCAAAUGGCAAAACACCCUUUCCAAAUGGCAGAACAACUGAAAAGGCAUUUUCAUUUAAGGCAUUCCUAUAAGGCAUCCUUUUAUAACUACAUGCUAAUUAUCAAACCUUGUAUAAAAGCUGAAUGAAAUAUAUGGUACUGUAUAAGAAAUCUGCAUUGUUUGACAGAUUGUGACUAAAGCUUUAAAAGGCAAGAAGUUUAUCGGGAUUGCUGCUGGCAAUUAAUCUCUGCAAGUAGAGCAUCCCUGAGGGACAUAGGCACUUCGCUCCUGUUUUGCAUCCUCAUCUGCCUCUAGAUUUGUUCACUCUGUCCAUCGAUCAUCUUGAACAUGAAAACUGUUGACAUUUGUAGGCCUCACUGUGGUUAUUAAAUCUGUAAUCUCCAUUAUUUUAGUUGAAGAAGCAAUUAGAUGUCUGUAUUCCAAGAUGUCCAUUUCAGGUACAGUGUAUGGUUAGUUUCUCAUUGACCACCAUAUUCUGUGUGAUCUACCAUCAUCUUUGCACCAAAAUAAGGGUAAAACCCACUAAUAUUUAACCAUAAAAGUACAUUCAGAACUUAUGUCAAGCUUUUUCUUCUGCUAGAACUUGGCAAGGAAAGAGAAACGUGGAAAUAUUUAAAAACUCUUCUGAAAGUUGUCACUGAUAUUCAGACAUCACAAAGUGACAAUGGUAUGCAUUUUCUAUGAAUUUUGUUGAAUCAACGUUUGCAGCCAACAGUGAUCAAUUAUUUACAUUUUAUACUUGUACACUUUGAAAAUUCCUCCUUUUUAAUCUUUGAUUGCAGAAGAUAUGCUGGUGCAUCCAAAGCUCAAUAAGACAGAGGAGAUUUUCUCAAAAACCGGUGGUGAUGCUAGGAAAACUUUGUCAUUAAACAGAGUAAGUUUGCAAUUAGCUGGGUAAAAUAUUCCUACCACUGAAAGCUAGUUCAAUUGAUUGGCACUACCUACAAAGACAGUUCCAGACUUUUUGUCAGUUGUUGAAAGAUUUUAGUACUAGUUUAAUAUCUUGCUUUCUUUAGGUGUUUUCCCGACCAAAAACAUCAAAUCAAGUUUGUCAGCUUUGUGGUAGGGUUUUUUAGCUAUGAAAUGUGUUGGUGCUAAUGUAGGUACAGUAGAUACGAGAAGAGACAGUUGUGGUGUGAAGCAUAUUACUACUAACUCAAAAAUAUAAGAAGAAUGUUUUACGUUUCAAGCGAAUACCUUUAUUAGGAGGUUACUAUCAGUAGUAGUGAAUAUAAAAGCGAUCUCAUGACAAAAAUAAACGAAUCAACGAAUGAGGAAAUGGAAAGAAUUAAGCAAUGAUACAGAAGUUUUCUACAGUAUAACAGAAUAUUCUUUCGACUUCAGGUCAGUGUUCCACAUACAGAGGCGAUGUUGAACCUGUUGUACGCACUCCGCUCAAGGAACCAGACACACCACAAGUACAUACAUACAGCAUAAUUUCUGUGAAUUUAAAUUGUUAACUAUUUCACCAAAACUAAUAAGCAAAAUUGUUAUUCUUGAACAGAUAAAAGAACAGCUUGACAAGUGUCAGCAAGAGAAAGAUGAACUGGAGAAACAAUGUAAGAAAUUAAUGAACUCCAUUGGUGCAGCUGCCAAUGCAAGAGAGGUCAGUUUACUCGUCUUUACGUCUGUUUCUUUCAAUCUCACAACAGUCUGGAGUCAGAUGCUUCCAUCACCAAAUUGUCCUUUCAAGAAAUGAAUUUUUUCUUUCACUUGUUUUUCAGAAACAAGAACUAGAGAUUCGUCAUCUUAAGAACGAACUGGGUAAAUUCCGUGAAGAGAAAGACCUUGCUAUUCAACGGGUAAGGAUAACAACCUGGCAAUGUUUCAAGCUUUAGUUUCCAUUUAUUGCACCAGCAGUCACAUGGAGGACAGGAGAAACUAAAGAAUCUCAUGUGAAUCUCACAUUACACUGUACUUAUCCCCAUCUGCUUUUGUGUUGAAGUUUCUUGGAUAGCUUGAAAGCGACCUGUUCAUUCGUAUUUUAGUGUGAGGCAACGUGCACGAACAAGUUAACAAAGAUUCAUCAAGAAGCUGAUUUUGCUGUUCACAAGGUAUCAUAUUAUUCUUCUUCAUUACCAGAUGGCAAUGAACGGUCUUCUGUUAUGUCUCAUCAUCCUCUUGAUUCUAUCAAAGAAAACAUCUCUGCAGUGCACAUGAAACAAUGGUGGCAAGCUGAGUCAAUAACUGGCUCAGGAGGCAUUGUUUCGUGUGCACUCACGCAAAUAUUGGGAAGUUUUUAUUUCAAGGAAAAUUUUCUCCCUCAGGCUCAGGAAAGGUUGGCGGAAGUAGAGAAAGACAGACAAGAUCUCCUGCGUCUUCAAUCUCUUCACAAACUCACAUGGAUUCCUGACAAGGUUUCAUUUCUUUCUGCUUUGUGUGUCUUCAAUGGACCUAUUCCCUAAUGAACAAAAUUUUGAUCUAGACAAGUCUAGACAACAAUUUCAUUACGCACGGUAUCAAUAUCCCGUGCGUAAUACAAAAUGACUGAAAAACGGCAAACUUCGCAGGGCUAUAUUAUCCGCAUUUUACAACAUUUUGCAACGAAACUUCGGAAUAUUACUAAUUUUGUCCAGACUUGUCUAGAUCAAAAUUUUAGUUAUUAGGUAAUAGGGCCAUACUGCGAGCAAAUCUCUGAUUCCUGCAAUAUGCAGUUGUAUGAUUCUGCCGUGAUCAUCAGCCUACUUCCUAAUUUAACUCUAUCAAGCACCACAGGUUUGCAAUGAUUAUUGAUGAUAUUGGUAAUUGAUUGUAUUCUUUCAGAUUGUAUCACGUUGUAUGAACACAAAAUGCAGAGCACCCUUCAGUCAGGUAUACCUAUCUACGUGAUAUAAGAUGACGUCAUAUACAUGAUGACAUCAUGAUACGAGAUCACCUCAUGGUAUGUGAUGACGUCAUGAUAUGACGUCAUGAUAUAUGAUGAUGUUGUGAUAUGCGGUGACUUUAUAUUAUAUAGUGACGUUAUGUGAUGGCGUAUUAUCAAAUCAAUCAAUCAAAUUUUAUUAACCAUAUUCAAAUAUUUACAAGCAGGUAGAAUUAUUUAAACAGACGGAUACAUAUUAUAAUGAAAAAGCUAUAAAUUUAAUUAUAAAAUAGAAGGAAAGAGUAAUAUGGAUAGAGAUUGGCAGAAGAAAACUCCAGGGAGUUUGUAGAGAAUGCCAAUCACCAAUUUUACCAGGGUCGAGUACAAACUGAGCAGGGUUUCUUAUCCAAAAUAAACUUAUUCAGCUUUUCAUCAUUUCAUCAAACAAUAAAUAUUUGAGCUUUUUUUGAAAUGAUUUUAAUGUUUUUGACAGAGUGAUAGUGUCAUCAAGCGAAUUUAGAAUAUGUUUUUUGGAUUAUAAACAACAGAUAACCAUCCAUUGCCCAUGAAGAGUUACAUUUAUUCUUUUAAGACAAGACGACGCCAUCACUGCCGGUGUUGUGGUCGAGUGUUCUGCUCAGGUUGUUCGUCACAGCUUUCACCGUGAGUAGAGAAUAGUGUUUCGUUUAUUUCUUUAUUUUAGCUUUGCUUGUAUUAAUACCCAUUUUAACCAUUUUAAAUUAUAGAAACAGAAACGAAUGUAACUGAGUAAUUUAUUUCUUGUUUUUGAAGAUCUUAAGACGAGUCUUACCUUUCUUCCAGACUUGAACAACUUGGCUACUCAGAUCCAGUGCGCAUGUGUAAUCAAUGUUUUGCACUUCUUGAUGAAACUUUUGUUGAGGUUGGAUGUACAGAGAAUGACACCUGA